Molecule: messenger RNA, 1090 nt
Organism: Benincasa hispida (wax gourd)
Lineage: Eukaryota; Viridiplantae; Streptophyta; Magnoliopsida; Cucurbitales; Cucurbitaceae
Gene: MENG
Product: S-adenosyl-L-methionine-dependent methyltransferases superfamily protein
Biological process (GO): phylloquinone biosynthetic process
Molecular function (GO): 2-phytyl-1,4-naphthoquinone methyltransferase activity
Source: RefSeq, a predicted model, not a curated record
GUGGUGCGCUUAGGGCGAUUUCGGUGGGGAUUUCCAUUAUCCAUAAUUGUGAUUUGAAAUAAACCCGCGUUUGCAAUUGCAUCAACAUGGCGUCCUCCCUUCAACUCCAACUCCGUCUUCCUCCUUCGACGACUCCACCUCUCCUGCGUCACCGCCCUAUUCAAUGUGCUUCCGACCGUCAGGCAUUGUUCAACCGUAUUGCGCCUGUCUAUGAUACCUUGAACGACUUACUCAGCUUGGGCCAGCAUCGUAUUUGGAAACGGAUGGCCGUCUCCUGGAGCGGUGCAAAGGCAGGAGACUGCGUCUUGGAUUUAUGCUGUGGAAGCGGCGAUUUGGCAUUCCUUUUAUCUCAGAAAAUUGGAUCCGUCGGCAAGGUGACGGGUCUUGAUUUCUCACGGGAGCAGCUAAGUAUUGCUUCUUCUCGUCAAAAUUCGCUCUCCAAACCCUUCUAUAACAACAUUGAGUGGGUGGAGGGUGAUGCACUCAAUUUGCCAUUUCCUGACUGCUCUUUCGAUGCCAUUACAAUGGGCUAUGGUCUACGAAAUGUGAUGGAUAAACGGAAAGCAUUAGAGGAGAUGCUUAGAGUACUGAAAGAAGGUAGUAAGGUAUCAAUUCUCGACUUUAACAAGACUACACAACCCACUACUGCUGCUAUUCAGGAAUGGAUGAUCAACAACAUUGUUGUCCCAGUGGCAUCUGGUUAUGGCCUUGCCGAGGAUUAUAAAUAUUUGUCUAAAUCCAUCAAUGAAUUUUCAACAGGUAAAGAAUUGGAAGAACUUGCUUUAGAAGUAGGGUUCUCCACCUCUAUACAUUAUGAAAUUAGUGGAGGCCUUAUGGGAAAUUUGGUGGCAUCUCGUUAAAUGGGAUAUGUUUUGUCUUGGUUCAAAGCCCUGAACUAGGCUACUUGUGAGAAUAUGGUAUUUGCCUUCGUUUCUUUGAUGCAUUAAGUUCCACGGAGCUCUGUUUCAUGUAAGCUUAAGCAACAGAAAAUAUAUAGUUGCGUUAGAUGUUCCACGUUUGGUUUGUAAUCAAUGCACAAGGUUUUUCUGGACCCUUCCGAAUGCUAUUGAGUUGUCAGUUUAUGAAUAAA